Daphnia pulex (common water flea) is the source of this 1086-nucleotide messenger RNA. RefSeq names its product cation channel sperm-associated protein 2-like. The transcript has 3 exons. The record is from RefSeq and is a predicted model, not a curated record. Bases 112 to 948 code for a protein of 278 amino acids. NCBI's taxonomy places the organism in Eukaryota, Metazoa, Arthropoda, Branchiopoda, Diplostraca, Daphniidae.
UCUAAUGCAGCGGUAGAAAAAGAACGAUGGGAAAGGUUAGGUUGUUGUUCAGUUUUACAGUUCGUCCGUGGCAGCCGAAACAACACCACGUAUACUAUCAAGGUGAACAUAAUGACCGCCUUUUCGCCAUUGCGUGCGACUGUUUAUUUUAUAACGGGGCUGAUUCUAUUGUCCUGUGUCAUCCAAUCUUCUUCCGCCCCCGCUCCGAAAGAAAAAUCUCCCGAAGACGAUAACGAACUCAAACUAGACGGCAACACUAAGCCUACGCAUGAAAAGCCGAGCUCUGUUCGUACUAGGUCCAUUUUCCGAGACAUCAUGAGUCCAAGGGCUGUCAAAUCGGUUUUAGACAUUGCAAUGGACAAAAUGACAAUUUUAAUGACUGGAACCAAUAAUUUCCUGAAUGGGAAGUCCAAUAUCGAACCGAUCGACCAAUUCGCUUCAAAUUUCAACAUGCUCUUUACUUCACCAGGAUCGAUGGCUGUUAAUAAUUAUUACAACAUAUUUGCUAACUUUUGGGUUAAUUUCGACGCUAUAUCUCAGUUCAUUCGCGGACUCGAAAAUCGAAUUGUGGUAAGAAGAGUGACAUCGGCAUCUGCAGCGGAUGAGGAAGAAGCCAACGAAAUUGUGGAAGAGACGUUGUUGUCACUUACUGCUGCCAACGCCCAACUAGAAGACUUCAAAAAUAACCUGAACAACUUACUCCGUCGUCAAGGUAUUGCGAUCGUUCAAGGAACUGCCAAAUCAAAAAGAGCUGACGUCGUGAAUGACAGCGAGGACGAAGACGACGAGGAAGAGGACGAUGACGAAGAUGAAGAUGAAGAUGAGGAAGAUGCUGUCAACUCCUUAACAAAUCAAUUCAACUCACCUGCCGCUCAGAUCAACAGAAAAAAAUAUUUUACUGAUGAACAUAGCGAUGAUAGCAACGAUAUUGAAUUAUCUAGAGUUUGAUAAGGGAAAGUAAUACUAGCGCUGCAUUAAAUGUGCGGGGCCGCAGUCUAUGUGCGAAAAAAUUGAAUGUAUUUAACUUAUUGUAAAUAUUAUUGCGUAUUUUUCUGUCACUUGAAUAAAACAAAAUCUUGAGCGCAA